AAUCACCCCGGGAAUAAAAGUCACCACCAUUCACCAUCCUCCUCCUCCUCCAGGUCAACGACAAUUACAAUGGCUCUCACCGGUGAGGAAGUCGCUAAGCACAACAGCAAGGAUGACUGCUGGGUCAUCAUCCACGGAAAGGCUUAUGACGUUACCAACUUUCUCCCCGACCACCCUGGAGGUCAGGCUAUUAUUCUGAAGUAUGCCGGGAAGGAUGCUACUGCUGCCUACGAUCCGAUCCACCCUCCCUCAAUCAUCGCCGAAAACUUGAAACCCGAAAACCACAAGGGCGAGGUCGAUAUGGGCUCCGUCGCCGUCGAGUCUAUUGAGGAAUCUCCCGAGGAGAAGGAGAGACAGGCUCGUAUUGCCGACAUGCCUGCCCUCGAGGAGUGCUUGAAUUUGACCGACUUUGAAUCUGUCGCAAAAUCUGUGAUGAAGACGACUGCGUGGGCAUACUACAGUUCUGCCGCUGACGAUGAGAUUACCGUGCGUGAGAACCACGCUGCGUUCCACAGGAUCUGGUUUAGGCCGCGUGUGUUGGUGGAUGUCGAGCAUGUUGAUAUCUCUACGACGAUGCUCGGGGCGAAGGUCGAUUGUCCGUUUUACGUCACUGCUACUGCUCUUGGCAAACUCGGAAACCCGGAGGGUGAAGUCGUCUUGACUCGUGCCGCUCACCAGCACAACGUCAUCCAGAUGAUCCCCACCCUCGCUUCCUGCUCCAUGGACGAGAUCAUGGAUGCGGCUCAGGCGGAUCAGGUUCAGUGGCUGCAGCUUUACGUCAACAAGGACCGUGAGGUUACCAAGCGUAUCGUUCAGCAUGCCGAGAAAAGGGGGUGUAAGGGAUUAUUCAUUACGGUCGAUGCGCCGCAGUUGGGUAGACGAGAAAAGGACAUGCGUGUCAAGUAUGGUGAGCAGGCUGCCAAUGUUCAGGGCGACGAGGACGGUGUGGACAGAAGUCAGGGUGCUGCUCGUGCUAUCUCGAGCUUCAUUGACCCGAGCUUGUCGUGGAAGGACAUCCCCUUUUUCAAAUCGAUUACCAAGAUGCCUAUCUUGUUGAAGGGUGUGCAGUGUGCCGAGGAUGCUAUCAUGGCUGUCGAAGCUGGUGUCGAUGGUGUGGUCUUGUCUAACCACGGUGGUCGCCAGCUCGAAUACGCUCGUCCUGCCAUCGAGGUCUUGGUCGAGGUCAGGCAAGCUCUCCUCGAGAGAAACUGGUUGGACAAGUUGGAGAUCUACAUCGACGGUGGCAUCCGUCGUGCUACCGAUAUCAUGAAAGCUCUUUGCCUUGGCGCCAAGGGUGUCGGUAUCGGUCGCCCGUUUUUGUACGCCAUGUCUGCGUACGGCGAGAAGGGUGUUAGCAGGGCAAUGCAGUUGCUCAAGGAUGAGAUGGUGAUGAACAUGCGCUUGAUCGGUGCGCAGAAGAUUUCUGAUUUGAACCCGGCUAUGGUUGAUACGAGGGCUUUGUCGUUCCAUGGAAGCCACCCCACCGACAACUUGUCCCUCCAGGUGUACGACACGAUGAGGUUGCCCGUGGCCAAGGCCAAGCUAUGAGUAUGCUGUAGUUGUGGUUUUUGUGUAUGAGUAUUC
Saitoella complicata NRRL Y-17804 is the source of this 1584-nucleotide messenger RNA. RefSeq lists its product as uncharacterized. The record is from RefSeq and is a predicted model, not a curated record. Gene Ontology annotation, biological process: lactate metabolic process. Gene Ontology annotation, molecular function: heme binding; L-lactate dehydrogenase (cytochrome) activity. The transcript is spliced from 3 exons. Bases 70 to 1548 code for a protein of 492 amino acids. NCBI's taxonomy places the organism in Eukaryota, Fungi, Ascomycota, Saitoellomycetes, Saitoellales, Saitoellaceae.